Molecule: messenger RNA, 1071 nt
Organism: Melitaea cinxia (Glanville fritillary)
Lineage: Eukaryota; Metazoa; Arthropoda; Insecta; Lepidoptera; Nymphalidae
Product: protein bric-a-brac 1-like
Exons: 5
Coding region: 1-1071 (356 amino acids)
Biological process (GO): regulation of transcription by RNA polymerase II
Cellular component (GO): nucleus
Molecular function (GO): DNA binding
Source: RefSeq, a predicted model, not a curated record
AUGGAUAAUGCAGAAGCGGUGCGGCGACGAGCGGUCACGCUGUGGGCGGCAGCGGACGCGCCCACAGCGUCGCGCCUCGAGAGCGACUCUCUCGCUAAAUUGCUUGAGAACUCUCAUGCAUGGCUCGGUGCCUCCACAUCUUCGAUUGCAGAUAGCUACCAGUACCAGCUGCAGUCGAUGUGGCAGAAGUGCUGGAACACGAAUCAGAGCCUCGUUCACAACCUGCGAUUCCGCGAGCGCGGACCUCUCAAGUCCUGGCGCCCUGAAACCAUGGCCGAAGCUAUAUUCUCCGUUCUGAAGGAGGGGCUGUCCCUCUCUCAAGCUGCAAGGAAAUACGACAUACCAUACCCGACCUUCGUUCUCUACGCUAACCGAGUUCAUAACAUGCUGGGUCCGAGUGCUGACGGCGGUGCAGAUUUGAGACCAAAAGGUCGCGGCAGACCUCAGCGCAUCCUGCUUGGAGUCUGGCCUGACGAACACAUCCGCGGCGUGAUACGUGCCGUAGUCUUCAGAGACUCACAUACACCACACUCGACGCACCACAUCAAGGAGGAAGUGCUCCCGGUGUAUCCUGCCAUCACGGACGGUAUGAGCGUGCAGAGCCCCUACCCGGUGGCGUGUGGCAACGGGCGCGAAGGCGGCGUGUCUCCGAAUGCGGCCGCCGCCGCCGCCGUGGCUGCCGUGGCGCACGGCCUGCGCCGCCAGAUGUGCAACAUGGUGGUCGCCGCUCAACGGCCUCCCGAUCAUCCGCCACACCUCGGAUUGCCACCGCUUCCGCUUCAGUCACCUCGUCUACCGUCACCGCUCUCCGCCGGAUUGGAAUCGCCGCUCUGCUCGCCCCCGCCCCCUGGCCACGCUCUGGAACCUCCGAAGCCCGCGGAUCCUUUCCGCCCGUUCGCUUCGCCACGUCCGGACAGUCGUUACGGAGAGCGCGACGUCGUCGCUGAGAUAACUGACAUGGGCCCGCCUAAGACACCGGUUUCGAUCGCUAAGAAUGGCAAGGAUCUGUCGACGCCGCUUCCGGUCAAGAUGGAGCCUCCUCCUGCGGAAGCCCGCGCGGAGAACAUCUGA